Messenger RNA from Dinoponera quadriceps, 1155 nucleotides. RefSeq names its product cyclin-related protein FAM58A (gene koko). Bases 166 to 981 code for a protein of 271 amino acids. Gene Ontology annotation, cellular component: nucleus. Lineage: Eukaryota; Metazoa; Arthropoda; Insecta; Hymenoptera; Formicidae. Gene Ontology annotation, molecular function: cyclin-dependent protein serine/threonine kinase regulator activity. The record is from RefSeq and is a predicted model, not a curated record. The transcript has 6 exons. Gene Ontology annotation, biological process: regulation of transcription by RNA polymerase II.
GGCUUUAUUCCGGUCGUAUAACGGAACGAAUAUAUACGUGGGAUACAUGAUUACAUACGAUCGAACAAUCGCGUCUUUUUCGUUGAGAGACAUAUUCCUAUUUUACUUCGAUUUAUUGAAUCCUUCACACAAUCUUCAAGACUAGACUCCCGCUCCACGAGGAAAAUGAAUCCCACAGAACCAACUAGCACUGAGACUCUCAGCUCCAAGAUGAAGGAUGUGAUCGACGUCCUUGCGAUGCAACGUGAGAAGAGAAACACUUUACAAAAGAGUGUUACAAUCGAUUAUACGAAAUCGAGCGACAGUUUCACAAUUUCACGAUUCAUUUUCGAAUGUGGAUUGAAAUUGGAAGCUCAUCCGUUGACAAUUGCGACUGCUGCGACACUGUAUCACAGAUUCAUAAAGGAAGCAACUCCGCAAGGAUAUGAUAAUUAUCUGAUAGGUGCAACUUGCCUUUACCUGGCUGGUAAGGCCAAAGAUGACGGUCUGAAAAUAAGAGAUGUAAUGAAUGUAUCGUACAAUACUCUUCAUAGAGGAUCUCAGCCGUUGGAUCUUGGAGAUCAGUAUUGGAGUAUGAGAGAUGCAAUUGUUCAAGCUGAGCUUUUAAUUAUGAGGAUGCUGAAGUUUCAAGUCACGCCUGUACAUCCGCACAAGUAUAUGCUUCACUAUUUACGGUCUUUGCAAGCCUGGUUUGGCGAAGAGGAGUGGUUCAAGUAUCCAGUCGCCAAAACCAGUAUGGCAUUGCUGCAAGAUUUCCAUCAUUCCCCGGCUAUUCUUGAUUAUCCACCGAAUUUAAUUGCGAUAGCCUGCAUCAAUUUGUCGCUGCAAAUUUACGGUGUGGUCGUACCUUUGAUGGAUGAGUGUGACCAACAACCAUGGUUUAACGUUUUCUGCAAAGAUCUGACGAGGGACAAACUAUGGGAGAUUAUGGAGAAAGUUAUGUCAGCAUAUGAGGAUGAACCUGAAACGAGAGACAACUAAUGAGUGUAUAUUUGUAUCGCGAUAAUAAUUUGUAUGAUCAUUCAUCCUUUUUAUGUCAACAUGGGACAAUUUAUAUUGUACAGGUGUGCUAUAUUGUAACGUUAAAUAUAAAAUUAUAGGUCUGUUCGUUUUCGCUGCACCGCUGAACUAGUGCAAUAAGUUGAAGUGAGAUAA